This is a messenger RNA of Sitodiplosis mosellana (orange wheat blossom midge), 1736 nucleotides long. RefSeq names its product UDP-glucosyltransferase 2-like. Gene Ontology annotation, molecular function: UDP-glycosyltransferase activity. The coding region runs from base 35 to 1606 and encodes 523 amino acids. The record is from RefSeq and is a predicted model, not a curated record. NCBI's taxonomy places the organism in Eukaryota, Metazoa, Arthropoda, Insecta, Diptera, Cecidomyiidae. The transcript is spliced from 4 exons.
AGUCACGAAAUAUCGUUCAUUGGGAAUAGAAAACAUGAGACUGCUCCAAGUGUUCUUGAUCUGGUGCUUCUCGUAUCGAAAUUUGUACGGUUAUAAUAUUCUGGCUGUCCUUCCGACGGCUUCAAAAUCACAUUACUACAUUGGAAGUAGCCUGAUGAAGGGGUUGGCCAGAGAAGGUCAUCAAGUGACUGUGAUCAGCCCAUUCAAAGAGGAAAUACCUAUUGAAAACUUCACUGAAGUUUUUCUAGAAAACUUUUUGGCAGAGUUUCAAAGAACAUUGACAGUUAAUAAUGGCAAGGCCUUCAACAAUAAGCACUUCUGGGAUGCCAUCUUAACAUUCUACGAAGCUGGAAAGCUAAUUGCAAAUUGGUCACUUUCCAGUCAAAACCUUCACAAUUUCAUAAACACUAAGCAUCAUUUCGAUGUGGUUGUGGUGGAUGUCUGUUUUAGUGAUCAUUUUCUCGGUUUUGGUCAACAUUUUAAUGCACCUAUUAUCGCUCUGUCUUCGUUUGGUGCUUCAAAAUUGACGACUGAUUUGGUUGGUUCACCGAAUUUUGCAUCUUACGUGCCACAUACACUGAAUCCCUAUACCGAUCGAAUGUCCUUUUGGCAGCGCAUAUACAACUCGCUGACCUUUUGGUUUGAAGAUAUUGCGAUGCCAUACUAUUUCUUAUCCGAACAGCAGAAAGUGAUGGAGAAAUUAUUUCCAAAUACAACAAAUUGGCCGUCGCUUGAUGAAAUUCGACGAAACGUAUCUUUAGUGCUGUUGAACACCCAUACAACGAUUGGCACACCACGACCAUACGCACCGAAUAUGAUUGAAGUCGGUGGCAUGCAAAUUGAAACAGAAAUCGUACCAUUGUCACCAGAAAUACAAACGUUCUUGGAUGAAGCGAACGAUGGAGCGAUUUUUGUUUCACUCGGUUCGAAUGUGCUACUAACGAAAUUGCCCAGAGGUCAAUUAGAAGUGAUUACAGGUGCCUUCAGUGGGUAUCCGAAUCAUCGAAUUCUGAUCAAAAGUGACGAGCAUAUCGUUAUUCCAUCGCACAAAGAAUCCGACGUGUUAGUCGAGCCUUGGUUCAAUCAGCAAUCGAUCUUGGCGCACAAGAAUAUCAAACUAUUUGUUACUCAUGGCGGUCUUUUAAGUAUAACUGAGGCCAUUUAUUUCGGCAAACCAGUCGUUGGUAUACCAUUUUUUUUCGAUCAAUCGAUGAAUGCCCAGCUCUCGGAACAAAAGGGGUUUGGAAUUUCAAUUCCAAUUGAAACUCUAACCGCAGAUAGGAUUUCAACGGCUGUUAGAAAAGUUCUCAGUGAACCAAGUUACGCCGAAAAUGCCAAGAUCAUUUCGAGUAGAUUCCGCGAUCAGCCGUUAUUUCCAUUGGAACUGGGGAUGCAUUGGGUCAAACAUGUGGCUAAAAACAAGGGCGCUCCACAUUUGAGAAGUGUCGCAGUUGACUUGCCAUUCUACAAAUUGUACAAUUUAGACGUGUGGGCGUUCAUUUUCAUUGUAGUUUUAUUGGGUACAUUGGCCACGUUAAAAACGAUUAAAUUGAUCAUAUCAUUUGUGUUCACGUCGAAUGUAAAAAGGAAAAUGAAAGAAACUUAAACGAAUCAAAUCAAACUGUAUAAAGUCACUCUCCUGAUUCAUAUAUUAAUUCGAUAGAUUGGUUCAUUAAUUUAUUUCAACAACUUUGAUUAAAAAAUUUCCUUUACAAAAUAAUUUCGCUAUGCUAAAA